GGUCAGGUUCAACUGCUUAUACUGUAGAUGAUCAGCCUGGUUCUUUUUGGUCAGAAUAUUUGCCAUUAAGCACAAACAAAUGGUAAUAUGCUGUCAUAUGUUCGUCACAGAUUUACAUAGAUGAAAAAGACAAGGAUGUAAAGACAAGAUAAACAUGUAAAAGAUCAGUUUAAUAGCUCUGUCAUGUCAGAUGAAUUCUGAUCAAGGUGAAAUGUUCGAAUGUUAUGCAAUGUAUUUCAUAUUCAUUGGUUCGUAUUCAUUUUUCCUUGCAGACGUCUCUACGAAACAAGACUGAGCUCUGUUCCGGAAGACGCAUUUGCCAGCAUGGUGAACAUCUCAUUAAUUUAUCUUUCAGUGGACGUCACGUUAAGACGUUUAGAAAAGCAUUCAUUUUUCAACCUGAAGAAGAUCACACAUAUAGAAAUAAGAAACACCAGAAGUUUGACGACCAUUGAUCCUGAAGCUUUCAAGGAUCUACCCGAGUUAUAUUACUUAGGUUUGUUCAAUACAGGUCUCACCAUCUUUCCUGCACUAACCAGGAUCCAUUCUGGUGGAUCAUCUUUCAUGCUAGAAAUUUCCGAUAAUCUGUACGUCACUGAAAUUCCUGCAAACGCAUUCCAAGGCAUCACCGAAAAUGCGCUAACGGUGAUGUUAUACAGUAAUGGCUUUACCAAAAUCCAGCACCAUGCCUUCAAUGGAACAAAACUAAAUGCAAUAUAUCUUAACCGAAACAAAGACCUCACAAAACUGAGUGAAGACAUGUUUGCGGGAACCAUUAGCGGUCCGGAGCUGCUUGAUGUUUCAGACUCAGGAGUGUCCUCCCUUCCAGCAAGAGGACUGGAGUCACUUCGGGAACUCAGAGCUCGGAACGUCUGGGACCUUAAAAAGCUUCCACCGAUCAAAACCUUCAGACAUCUGAUUGGUGCUGAUAUGACAUAUCCUAGUCACUGCUGCGCAUUCAAGAACCUUAAGAAAAAGAAAGGGUACCUGGAUUACAUCAUUUGUAACCUGACUGCAAUGCAUUCCAAGCGCUAUAAAAGAUCACUAGGCGUGUAUUCAAUUCCAGCCUCCAUUGGUAGCAAAGACAAACGCAUUGCCAUGAGUGAUCCCCUUCUUAAAAACCCAUUUGACCACCAUGACUUUCAACAUUAUCAUGACUUUGGGAAUGCUGAACAUGAUAUGGGAUCUGGGGACAUGCUAAAGAAUCCCCAGCUAGCCCCCAGCGUGUACUUUGAUAAUCAUUAUGACUAUUUAGUAUGUGAGGAUGGAGAGGAUGUGACAUGCUCCCCAGCUCCUGAUGACUUCAAUCCCUGUGAGGACAUCAUGGGUUUCAGCGUCUUGAGGGUGUCUGUUUGGUUUGUCAGUUUGUUGGCUGUACUGGGAAAUUUGUUCGUGCUUUUUGUGCUCCUCACCAGUCGUUACAAACUCUCUGUCUCACGGUUCCUUAUGUGCCACCUGGCCUUUGCUGACUUGUGUAUGGGCGUCUAUCUGCUUCUCAUCGCCUCUGUGGAUCUUUACACGCAAUCGGAAUACUACAAUCAUGCCAUAGACUGGCAGACGGGACCAUGGUGUAGCCUUGCUGGAUUUAUCUCCAUCUUUGCAAGCGAGUUGUCCGUUUACACCUUGACCACUAUCACGUUGGAGCGCUGGCAUGCCAUCAAUUUUGCAAUGGAACUACAUCGGAAGCUGCGUUUGUCCCAUGCCUCUGCUGUCAUGCUUGGGGGUUGGUUUUUCUGCCUUCUGCUUGCCCUUAUGCCUGUGUUGGGGGUAAGCAGUUACCAAAAGGUCAGCAUAUGCUUACCUAUGAGCACUCAGAACCUGGUGGACCAGGUUUACAUUUUAUUUAUGUUAGUCAUCAACAUCGUGGCCUUCCUCGUCAUCUGUACCUGCUACAUAAAAAUAUACUGUGCAGUGCGCAAUCCGAUGUACACCUCAGCCAGCAAAGAUGGCAGCAUUGCCAAGCGGAUGGCAAUACUCAUUUUCACUGACUUUCUCUGCAUCUCGCCAAUCUCCUUCUACGCCAUAUCAGCUGCACUGGAUCACCCACUCAUAACCAUUUCGAACUCCAAGAUCCUGCUGGUUCUCUUCUACCCGCUCAACUCCUGUGCCAAUCCUUUUCUCUAUGCCAUAUUCACCAAGGCAUUUCAGGGCGACAUAUUUAUCUUGCUCAGCAAAAUUGGUCUGUGUGAGCAAAAGGCCCAACUGUUCCGAGGCCAAACCAUGUCUACAAAAGCAAGCAGCGAAGACAGAAACAGGCGUGGAGUAAAAGCAAAAAUCCUACGCUGGUGGAACAUUCAGGUUGCUGCUACCGUUAACAAUCCGGUAUCAACAAGGACACAAACACAUGAAGAGGCAGGAAAUGUGAACCUUCUGACAGUACAUUUAAACACAUUUAAGGACUGAACUUACUUGGGGGA
Messenger RNA from Silurus meridionalis, 2417 nucleotides. RefSeq names its product thyroid stimulating hormone receptor (gene tshr). The record is from RefSeq and is a predicted model, not a curated record. Lineage: Eukaryota; Metazoa; Chordata; Actinopteri; Siluriformes; Siluridae. Gene Ontology annotation, biological process: G protein-coupled receptor signaling pathway. Bases 220 to 2403 code for a protein of 727 amino acids. Gene Ontology annotation, molecular function: protein binding; thyroid-stimulating hormone receptor activity. The transcript has 9 exons. Gene Ontology annotation, cellular component: membrane.